Molecule: messenger RNA, 582 nt
Organism: Acanthosepion pharaonis
Lineage: Eukaryota; Metazoa; Mollusca; Cephalopoda; Sepiida; Sepiidae
Source: the annotation of a GenBank genome assembly
AUGGUCACAACCAAGCCCGAAGGUCGGGCUGCUUCCUGGCCGGGGUUAAACCGCGAAGUCUCGGCAUCUAGAUAUGACGGUUCAUACAAGAGAAGCGUCUCCUCAUAUAUAUCUAUCUGUCUCAGUUGCUAUCUACCUAUCUAUCUACCUCAGUCUCUUCAUAAUCUAUCUAUCAAUCUCAGCCUCCUGUUUAUAUCUAUCUAUUUAUCUAUCUAUCUAUCUCAGUCUGUAUAUGUCUAUCUCAGUCUGUUUCUAUCUAUCUAUCUAUCUAUCUCAAUCUCUUACUAUCUUUCUACCUCAGUCUCUUCAUAUCUAUCUAUCUAUCUAUCUAUCUAUCUAUCUCAGUCUCUUAAUAUCUAUCUAUCUAUCUAUCUAUCUAUCUAUCUCAGUCUCUUAAUAUCUAUCUAUCUAUCUAUCUAUCUAUCUAUCUAUCUAUCUCAGUGUGUUCAUCUCUCUCUCUCUCUCUCUCUAUCAUCUGUUCUCUCUCUCUCUCUCUCUCUCUCUCUCUCUCUCUCUCUUCUCUCUCUCUCAGUAUUUUCAUAUCUAUCUAUCUAUCUAUCAAUCUAUUUGCAUCUUAUAUAA